Messenger RNA from Striga hermonthica, 987 nucleotides. NCBI's taxonomy places the organism in Eukaryota, Viridiplantae, Streptophyta, Magnoliopsida, Lamiales, Orobanchaceae. The record is from the annotation of a GenBank genome assembly.
AUGAGAAAAAGAUCCCGUGCAAAAUUCACGAGGAAAUUCGAAGAAGAAGAAUCGUCCCAAGAGCUGGUGGAAGACAUCCUCCGCCGCCUCCCCGUGAAAUCCCUCAAGCGGUUCCGCGCCGUCGCGCGGUCGUGGCACUCCCUGAUCGACAACGAGCCCUUCGCCAAAUCCCACCUCCGCCGCUCCUUAUCCACCGCCUCCAACCGCCACCUCCUCAUCAGCCUCGAGUUCCUCGCCGUCGAUCUGGGCCAUCCCGACGGCGCCGUCCCCCUCCGCCCGCCGUUCUGUUACAGAACCUCCGAUGGGUUCUCCAAUUAUUGCAACGGCGUGUCCUCGCCAUGUGCGACCCGCCUGUUUUGUACAACCCUUUCUCGAGGGACCACAGGGUGCUCCCCAGCUGCCCCAUCGAGCACCGGGCCCCUCCGGAAUGCUACCCGCACACCGUAUACGGGUUGGGGUACGACCCGGCUGCCGACGAUUACAAGGUGGUUAGGGUUAUUGAGUUCCGACACGAAGGGAGCUACGCGUGGGUAUCAUCGGAGGCUAGGGUUUACAGUCUCCGGUCAAAUUGCUGGCGGAGGAUUGAAGAUUUCCCUUACCCACUCCCAUUUCUUGAUUGGUUCUGGCGCGUGCACGUCAGCGGAUCCCUUAAUACACUCGUCUUGGAUCCCCACGAAAAUGAAGGUGUGGUGGCCGUUGGCCCUCCGGCGAGAUUUCCUUAGCCCAUUGGUUUAUUCGGCGGAUGGCGAUAAAGUUUUGUUGAGCUGCAAUGAUUUUAAGCUCGUUUGGUUCGAUUCGAAGGAAAAGAGUGUUUGUGAUGUCGAUGUUCAGGGUUUGCCUUACAGGUUUUACGCUGAGGUUUGUAUCGAGAGCCUUAUUAGGCUCAGCGAGCAGGGGAAAGAGACAAAGAGGAUAAGGGGAAAAAAGGAGAAGAUAGGAAAGAAAAGGGAUGAUUUCUUGUCUGAAGGAUUCAAUUUGGUGCUCUAA